This is a messenger RNA of Amaranthus tricolor (Joseph's coat), 1265 nucleotides long. RefSeq names its product GDSL esterase/lipase At5g08460-like. Gene Ontology annotation, molecular function: hydrolase activity, acting on ester bonds. Bases 13 to 1119 code for a protein of 368 amino acids. The transcript is spliced from 5 exons. The record is from RefSeq and is a predicted model, not a curated record. Lineage: Eukaryota; Viridiplantae; Streptophyta; Magnoliopsida; Caryophyllales; Amaranthaceae.
AUAGCAAAUAUCAUGAAGAAUUUAUGGUUGAUGAGAUCGAUUAAUAUUACCAACAUGGUAGUUUUGGUUUAUGUUGUUUUACUUACUACGUUAGCAAGUGGUCAACAAUUUACAGCAAUGUAUGUCUAUGGAGAUUCACUUGUUGACAAUGGAAACAAUAACUACUUGAAUGCUCAAGCCAAAGCAAAUUUCUUACCUUAUGGGAUUGAUUUCUAUCAGGGACCCACCGGAAGAUUCACCAAUGGAAAAACGAUAAUCGAUUUUCUUUGUGAGCUAAUAGGUAUACCUUAUAUUCCAGCCUUUGCUAAUCCUUUUUCAACUGACCGAGACAUCAUAUUUGGUGUAAACUACGCCUCAGCUGCUGGUGGUGUUCUUGAAGAAAGUGGACAAGGCUUAGGGCAGAGAUUUAGUUUCAGUAAACAAGUGGAAAAUUUUGGGAUGACAAAGAGGCAAUUACAAAACCAUAUGAGUGGCCAAGAGUUACAACAAUAUCUUGAAAAGGCCUUAGCUGUGGUGAUCCUGGGAAGCAACGACUAUGUCAACAAUUAUCUCAAUCCGGGUUACCCGACUCGCUCUAAAUUUAAGCCCGACAAGUACGCUGAUAUUGUCAUUCAUCUUUACUCUAACCAAAUCUCGGUCCUAUACGAUCAAGGAUUACGACGAUUCUUCUUAGCUGGAGUAGGGCCAAUUGGUUGUACCCCUUCUCAUAAAACAGCAGCCCGAUUGCCUCCUGGUAAAUGCAAUGAUUUCGAAAAUGAUGUGAUUCAAAUGUUCAAUACAAGGCUUAAAUCUCUUGUUGAUCAGCUUAAGGUUACCCACCAAAAUGCAACCUUUGUUUUUGGGGAUACUUUUCAAGGUUUAAUGGAGAUACUUACUCAUCCUUCCACAUAUGGUUUGACUGAGUUGGACAGAGCAUGUUGUGGAGUGGGCAGAAAUAAUGCAGAAAAAAUGUGUCUUCCAUUAUCAAUACCAUGUUUGAACAGAGAUCAAUAUGCUUUCUGGGAUGCUUUUCAUCCAACUCAAGCAGUUCAUAGGAACCUGGCUUUAAUGGCUUACAAUGGCCCUAAAAACCUUGCUUAUCCUUUUAAUCUCAAACAGAUGGUCCUAAUUAAGCCCUGAUUUAUUAUCCUAUAUCUCUAAGUUAUCAAUUCAAUUUUUUUAAAAAUUAAGUACAUGUCUUUUUAUAGAUGUAAUUGUAAUAGUAAAAUUUUUAGCUUAUAACCUUAUAUAGGUUGCCAGUUGUUCGAUUAAUCAUGUAAUAAUGA